AACAUCUCCAUAGCCAGCUUUUGAUUUUCAACUACACUUGGUCUUUAAUCUUCUUUCCCAGUGGGCAACCAAAUUAAUAACCAUGCACCCUCUCCUACAACCAGAUCAGUGUCCAAUUCUUGAGUCUUAAGGAGCAUGCAUGCUAUUACCCUAAAAAAGAUCAUCCUCCAUAUGAUUGCCACGAGCAAUUAUAAAAGGGUAGCUAGCCACCAAUAACACUUGUCUCUGCAGCUAGGCCCUCUUCUCCCUUCUUCUCCUAAACUACUCUAGUGCUAGCUAGCCAGUGCAUGGUCAUAUCCAUCUUCUAUCUAUAAGGAGUGUGAGCUGCACCCCCCUAGGGGUUCAUCGAUCAUACUCAGAUAUAGAAGCUCCGAGGUGACCAACAAUGUCACGCAGGAAAGCAGCAGCAGCAGCAGCAGCAGGUGGGCUCAUGUCGGCCAUGGAGGAGGAGACAACUGAUCAAGAGCUCAGGCGAGGCCCCUGGACCCUCGAGGAGGACAACCUCCUCAUGAGCUACAUUACUUGCCACGGCGAGGGCCGCUGGAACCUCCUCGCCCGAUGCUCCGGGCUGAAGAGGACGGGGAAGAGCUGCCGGCUACGGUGGCUGAACUACCUGAAGCCGGAUAUCAGGAGGGGUAACCUGACGGCGGAGGAGCAGCUGGUCAUCCUGGAGCUCCACGCCAAGUGGGGAAACCGGUGGUCGCGCAUCGCACAGCACCUCCCGGGACGGACGGACAACGAGAUCAAGAACUACUGGAGGACCAGGGUGCAGAAGCAGGCGCGGCAGCUCAAGGUGGACGCCAACUCCGCCGUCUUCCGCGACGCGGUCCGGUCCUACUGGAUGCCACGCCUCCUCCACGACAUGGCCUCCGCCGCUUCCAUGGCCGCUCCGCCGCCGCUGGUGGCGGUGCAACAUGGCGGCGCGUCCUGCUCGCAGUCGCCGGCGGCGAUGAUCGGCACAGAGCAAAUGUGCUACUAUGCUGGCGGCGGGGUCCAGCCCAGCCCGAGCGUCUCAACGUCAGGAUCGACUGCGGCCGCAGCGGCGAUGCUGCCGACGCCGGUGCCCUGCUUCUCCGAGCUCAACUGGGACGACCAGUACUACUACCCUGAGAUCGAAGGUGGCGCCGGCGCCUUGGACUCUGCGGGGUUGUUGGGAAGCCUCGGCCUCGACGGGCUCGACCUAGGGCCCGCGGCAGAGUACUACUCUGACGCGACGCUCCUCGACUACCUCAACUCGAGCUGCACCGCCUCCGCCAUGAACACUAUCGUGAACGCCGGCAGCGGAAACUACUAUAACCACUGUGGAGGCGGCGCCAUGAUCGACGGUGAUCACCCCGGCUCCACAACGACGACAUGCCAACAGGCGCCGGCGAUGAAGCUAACGGGCGAGUGGGGAGGAGGAAGAAUCUAGAAUUAAGCUAAAAUUCUAGAAAGGUAGAUUAGCUAGUAAUUAAGCUGAAAUUAGCUCCGUCCAAGUGGAUGGAUGGCACUCUCCUACUCCUCUAGCUGCAUUGCUUCUCGCGAUGUCUCUCUAUAUAUUUAAGCCAGAUGUCAGUGGGUAAUGGAGCUCA
Lolium rigidum is the source of this 1571-nucleotide messenger RNA. RefSeq names its product transcription factor MYB2-like. Gene Ontology annotation, molecular function: DNA-binding transcription factor activity; sequence-specific DNA binding. Gene Ontology annotation, cellular component: nucleus. The record is from RefSeq and is a predicted model, not a curated record. Gene Ontology annotation, biological process: regulation of DNA-templated transcription. The transcript is spliced from 2 exons. Lineage: Eukaryota; Viridiplantae; Streptophyta; Magnoliopsida; Poales; Poaceae. The coding region runs from base 386 to 1411 and encodes 341 amino acids.